UAAUUGUCAUGUAUAAAUAAUUUAACAUUUAAUUUAAAAAAUUUGAAGACAUAAAUGAUAAUUUAUUUGAUAAUCUUUGAAUUAAUGAUACAUAAAAAUAGCAUUCAUGGAGAAAAUGACAAAAAAAGUUUUAUUAAAUGACAUAUAUACAUUUGUACUCUAUGGUUAACUAAUCUAUACUUAGAUCUAGAGUUUAGGGGUGAUGUUUUGAAGACAAAGUUUCAAAUUUAAAAAAAAUAAAUAUUAAAAUUUUCAAAAUAAAAUUUUGGUCAUUUUCCUCUUUGAUGACUAUUUUUGUGACAAAAACUUAAAAUAAACUAUUAAUAAAUAGAUGUAAUUAUCCGGGGACAAAACACUGGUAAAAAAAAAAAAGAAAAACAAAGAUUUUGACUCCAAAAGAUAAACUAAAGAUUCCGGUACAUUAAAAAGUGAUAUACUAAACGUCAAAACCCUAAAUAAUAAGAAUUCAAAGCCACUUUCGUCUUUGGACGAUCACAAUGACUAUGAUGUCAGACCUUCCAGGAGAUUUGCUAGAGGAGAUACUCUGUCGCGUCCCUGCCGUAUCUCUGAAACGUCUACGAUCUUCAUGCAAACGUUGGAACCGUUUAUUCAACGAUAAGCAAUUCUCAACAAAGCACUUGGAUAAAGCAGCAAAACAGUCUCUGGUUUUCAAGGUGACACAAUAUUCUAGGGCUUGUUUGAUGAGUGUCAAUCUCCAUGGAACUCCAUCUGUAGAGUUUAAAGGUGAGCUUCGCCUACUCGGUUCGCAUUUGAACGCAAAUCAGAUCAAAAUAUCUAGAGUCUUUCACUGCGACGGGUUAUUGUUAUGUACUAUCAGUAACGACACUAGAAUCGUGCUUUGGAACCCGUUUACUGGUAAGACCAGGUGGAUCCAACCAAGAAGUACAAAAAACUCAUAUGCUCUUGGAUCCUACAAAGAACCUAGAUGUGGAACUAGUAGCUACAAAAUAUUGAGCUAUAGAACUUAUAAUGACCAUGAGUUUGAAAUAUACGAGAUUAACUCUAAUACAUGGAGAACUCUUGAUGUCACUUCGAUCUUCAAGCUAUUGUAUAUUGGUACCAGCGUGUCUUUCAAGGGGAAGACGUAUUGGUUUGCUUCCGAUAGAGAAGAUGAACAACUCGGCAUGUUCUUGGUCAGUUUUGACUACACAACAGAGAGAUUUGGACGCUUGAGUCUUCCUUGUAAGUAUCCUGUAGGUUUUUUCCAUGAUGUGGCUCUAUCCGUUGUUGGAGAAGAGAAGCUUUCAGUGUUAUUACAACCAAGAAACACACGGGGGAAAGAGAUAUGGGUAACGAACAAGAUCGAUGGGACUAAAGAGGUGUCGUGGAGAAAGUUCUUAACAGUGGAUUACCCCGAACGUGAUUAUUGGAUUACUUUUACUUGUUUUUGGGUCGACGAGGAGAAGAAAGUCGCCCUAUGUUGCGAGAAAUGUAUGUUCGACCGCAAUACCAAGAUCAAAGACUUGGUAUACAUUGCUGGGGAGGAUAAUGAAGUCAAACUACUUGAUUUUGGAGCAGUUACAUUUGGAUCAUGUUGGCCAGUUCUUGAUUAUUUUCCAAGCUUGGCCUAUAUCCAACCAGGUGGAGGCUUAAAGAAAAGAAAGAGAGAGAGGUGACUGCUACAUCCAACAUUUUUGUGUGUGCUUUCUUAAUCUAUCUUGGUCAUGUCCUUUGAGCUGACAGUUCAUUAACAAGUGGUCUUGUCCUUGGAAUAGUUAAUUAAUGAAUAUUUAUAUAUUUCAUUAAAAACAUAUUAAACUCUUUAAUUCAUGUAAAAUCAUAUUAAAAAUUAUUAAAAAUACAAUUACUUCAAAACUCUAAAGUAAAUACACCAUUCGCAAUACGUCAAACA
Messenger RNA from Brassica napus (rape), 1873 nucleotides. Its product is annotated as probable F-box protein At5g47300. Lineage: Eukaryota; Viridiplantae; Streptophyta; Magnoliopsida; Brassicales; Brassicaceae. The transcript has a single exon. Gene Ontology annotation, molecular function: protein binding. Bases 498 to 1637 code for a protein of 379 amino acids. The record is from RefSeq and is a predicted model, not a curated record.